Molecule: messenger RNA, 665 nt
Organism: Pterocles gutturalis (yellow-throated sandgrouse)
Lineage: Eukaryota; Metazoa; Chordata; Aves; Pterocliformes; Pteroclidae
Product: plexin-D1-like
Exons: 5
Biological process (GO): endothelial cell migration; regulation of cell shape; regulation of GTPase activity
Cellular component (GO): semaphorin receptor complex
Molecular function (GO): semaphorin receptor activity
Source: RefSeq, a predicted model, not a curated record
AACCUCAACGUCUCCUUCCAAGGCUGCGGGAUGGACUCGCUGAGCGUCAGGGCCAUGGACACGGACACGCUCAGCCAGGUGAAGGAGAAGAUUCUGGAGGCCUUCUGCAAGAACGUCCCCUACUCCCAGUGGCCCAGGGUGGAGGCAGUGGAUGCAGAGUGGUUCGCCACCAGCACCGACAGCUACAUCCUGCGGGACCUGGACGACACCUCGGUGGUGGAGGACGGCAGGAAGAAGCUCAACACGUUGGCGCAUUACAAGGUAAACCUGCCGGUGCCGCAGGAAAGCUUUGCCUCCUCGGAGCCCGCCUGGCCCCGGGGGCGAGCGGCGGUUCCCCCCAAACCAGGAUUGUCAGGAACAGUGAAGGAUUUGGACACUGAAAAGUAUUUCCACUUGGUUCUCCCGACCGAUGAGUCCGUGGAACAUAAGAAGUCCCACAGACAGAGCCAUAGGAAGAAGGUCCUCCCGGAGAUCUACCUGACCAGGCUGCUCUCCACCAAGGGCACGCUGCAGAAAUUCCUGGAUGACUUGUUCAAAGCCAUUCUCAGCAUCCGGGAUGAUAAACCGCCUGUGGCCGUGAAGUAUUUCUUUGACUUCCUAGAGGAGCAAGCAGAGAAAAGAGGGAUCACAGACCCUGACACUAUGCACAUCUGGAAGACCAACAG